Messenger RNA from Sesamum indicum (sesame), 1372 nucleotides. RefSeq names its product GDSL esterase/lipase At1g71691. The record is from RefSeq and is a predicted model, not a curated record. NCBI's taxonomy places the organism in Eukaryota, Viridiplantae, Streptophyta, Magnoliopsida, Lamiales, Pedaliaceae. Gene Ontology annotation, molecular function: hydrolase activity, acting on ester bonds.
CCUUUACAAACCACUCCACACUCACUGUGUACACACACAAAAGGACACAGAAAUGGCUGAUAAGAAAGAGUUGAGUGUUCUUAGGCUUUUUGUGGCUUUCUUGGUGUUGAGUGCAAAUAAUGCAGGUCUUGGAAGUAGUCAAGAAGAUGAAGAUGCUGGUGAAAUGAGGAGAGCGUUAGUGCCUGCCAUGUUCAUUUUUGGUGACUCUUUGAUAGAUAACGGCAACAAUAACAACUUGCCUUCUUUUGCUAAAGCCAACUAUUUCCCUUAUGGCAUUGAUUUCAAGGGUGGCCCAACCGGAAGAUUCUCCAAUGGUUAUACCAUGGUCGAUACCAUUGCUGAAUUGCUUGGAUUGCCUCUGAUUCCUGCUUACUCUGAGGCUUCUGGUGAUCAAAUGAGAUAUGGAGUUAAUUAUGCCUCUGCUGCUUCUGGUAUCCUUGACAUCACAGGCAGAAAUUUUGUCAGUCGGAUUCCGUUUGGCCAGCAAAUCAGAAACUUUGAGAACACUCUUGAUCAAAUAACAGAUAAUCUUGGUGCACCGGAUGUUGCACAGGCCCUAGCUAAGUGCAUUUUCUUUGUGGGCAUGGGCAGCAAUGACUACCUCAACAAUUACCUCAUGCCCAAUUAUAACACCAGGAAUCAGUACAAUGCUCAACAGUAUUCUGAUCUCUUGGUUCAGCAAUAUUCCCAACAACUCACUAGGUUGUACAAUCUUGGAGCUAGGAAAUUUGUGAUAGCAGGGCUUGGACUAAUGGGUUGUAUUCCAAGCAUUCUUGCUCAAAGCAAUAAUGGUGUGUGCUCAGAGGAAGUUAACCAGCUUGUUCUUCCAUUCAACACGAAAACGAAGGCCAUGAUCAACAACCUUAGUGCUAAUCUUCCUGGUGCACGAUUUUCUUACAUCGACAUUCGUCACAUGUUCCAAGAUCUCCUUGCUAAUGCUAGAUCAUAUGGAUUCACCGUGGUAAAUCGUGGGUGCUGUGGCAUUGGGAGGAACAGAGGCCAGAUCACUUGUCUUCCGUUUCAGACUCCAUGUCCCAACAGGAAUCAGUACAUAUUCUGGGAUGCCUUCCACCCAACGGAAGCUGUAAACGUCUUGUUUGGCCGGAGAGCUUUCUAUGGAAAUAGGGAUGUUGUUUAUCCCAUGAACAUCGAACAACUUGCCCGUCUUUGAUCUCACAGUCAAACAUGGCACUUUUAAACCUUUAUGUGAAAUUAAUGUACCCUUUUCUUUCUCUUGUCAGCUAAAUUUAUUGGAUUGUCUGCAACUUUUGAGGGGCAGAAAUGAUAGGAAAUUCACUCGGAAAUUAAAUGGAUUAUAUAACUUUUUCGGCUAACUUAUAAAGCGAGUUAGUUUGUAAAUGAAUUUACGAAU